Molecule: messenger RNA, 2038 nt
Organism: Orbicella faveolata
Lineage: Eukaryota; Metazoa; Cnidaria; Anthozoa; Scleractinia; Merulinidae
Product: sialin-like
Biological process (GO): transmembrane transport; monoatomic anion transport
Cellular component (GO): membrane
Molecular function (GO): transmembrane transporter activity
Source: RefSeq, a predicted model, not a curated record
UUUCCGUGAAAAAUGGCUUUUCUGACUUUCAGUUUGGUGAAUAUUUAAUAAUUAUAUUAAUAUGAAUCUAGACAUAGGGAACUGUUUGAUCUACUUGGGGCGGGGCAAGGCCACAGUCUGGUCAUAAUUGUGCAACUGUGCAGCAUGCAAGUCACAAGAGUUGUAGCGUUACACGAGGCAACCGCGAGCCCAAGUCAACCUCGAGUCACGAGUCAACCUCGAGUCAAACACGAGCCAAGCCAAUUUUUUUUUCCUUUUCUCCGGAAAAAAAAAAUGGAUUGUAGGAAAUCAAAUAUGUGAAUACAGAUGAUUUUCUUCAUUUGUUCAUUUCGGCUCCAUAAGGUUAUUUUCACUAUUGUUGUUGAUUUCUUUGUGAAAUAAAUGCAGCUUUGCAACACUAAUACAGUUCUGUAAACACGAUCCUGAAACAGUUAUCGGAACUUCAAGGCCGGGCACGAAAUUCAGGAAAGAGGCAACUUACUCUCGUGGCACGAAUGUUUAACAUCAUUCAACUUUUCUCUGAGUCAGUAGAUAGUCAACUAGAUACACGUCACUCACUAUUUGGAUAUUGAUAAUCGGCAAAGGACACAGCAACUAACAUGAACUUAUCAUAGUUUGGGGGACUGAGCACGAUCCAAGGGUCCGGCGUAGACUAUGAGAUGGCGCGAGCCGAGAUCGAGGAUGGAGAGUUUAAUUGGGAUCAAAAGACUCAAGGUUUGAUUCUAGGCUCAUUUUUCUAUGGUUAUGUUAUCACACAAGUACCAGGAGGAUGGUUAGCGGCACGGGUUGGGGCAAAGUAUUUAUUUGGUUUUGGAGUUCUUUGUACAUCAAUAUUGACAAUGUUUACGCCUGCCGCAGCACAUCACAGUGUUGGUAUGUUACUCCUGGUCAGAACACUGGAGGGGCUCGGAGAGGGUGUCACGUUUCCUGCCAUGCACGCCAUGUGGAGUGGCUGGGCCCCACCUUUAGAGAGAAGCAAGCUUUGUACAUUGUCAUAUUCAGGAUCUCGAAUUGGUACAGUUAUUGGCUUGCCAAUAGCUGGUUUACUGAGUGCGUCUGGCCUCUGGGGAGGGUGGCCUUCAGUUUUUUACACUUUUGGUGCUGUGGGUGUUGCAUGGUCUAUAAUUUGGAUGAUGUUCACUCAUGAUAAACCAGCAAAUCACCCAAGAAUAUCUCUCAAGGAAAAAGAGUACAUUUUGUCAAGUAUAGGAUCUGCACAGGACAAAAAGACAAGAAAAUAUGCCACUCCGUGGUUUGAGAUAUGGACAUCACCUGCUGUGUGGGCCAUUAUCGUAGCUCACUUCUGUAACAACUGGGGUUUCUACACAUUUCUCACUUGCUUACCCUCUUAUUUUAAAGAAGUUCUCAACUUUACAAUCUCCAAGAAUGGUUUUGUGUCAGCCAUUCCAUUUUUACUAUCGUACAUAAUUGCUGUUGGAGGUGGGCAAGUGGCAGACAAGUUGCGUUACAGUCACAUAUUGACAACAGGAGAAGUUAGGAAAGUCUUUGCUACGGGAGGAUAUCUUAUCCCUGCCUGUCUCAUGGUAGCAACAAGUUAUGUUGGCUGCGACAACACGACACUAGCUGUUGUUUUGUUUUCACUGGCCCUGGGCAUCACAGCUCUUAAUAUGUCUUCGUAUAAUGUCAAUCAUUUGGAUAUCGCUCCUAGAUAUGCAGGGGUUCUUAUGGGGAUCACCAAUUCCGCUGCGACAAUCCCAGGGAUGGUUGGCCCGUAUGUAGUGGGAUAUCUAACAGACAAUGAGCCAACGAGGGGCCAGUGGCAGAAAGUAUUCUACAUAUCUGCCGGUCUGUACGUAGUUGGUUGGAUCACUUAUCUACUCCUCGGAAGUGGAAAACAACAGUCAUGGAAUACGCCAUUUGAAGACCUGCUGGUACCGGUUGACAUUCCGAGAGAGCCAAGAAUACCAGUUUUGGCGGACACUCUGUUGAUUAGCAAUCAACCCACAGAUUUGUCACAAUCUGGAGCGAAAUGCUGAGGAUAAAAAAGUCAUAGGCGUAUGGACUCCUUCGGACUAGG